AUCACCUCGCGCGACAGUUGCUCGCGGGAUCUCGACGCGGACGGAAGAAAAGUUACGAAACCUACGGGGACAGAAUCGAGAGUGAUCCACACGGUAUUCUUCGUCGGGCUGCAAUUAGACGCCUGGUGUUAAGUUUGUGAGGAAAAAGAACAUUGUGGGAGAAUUACAAUGCGGAGAAUGUCUUCCCAGUGCUGGAUGCUGGCGCUGAUAAUUGCCGUUCAAAAUAUCAACCAUGUUGCGAGCAGUAAUUCGUUCAUAGAAUUGGAACAGUACUAUCGGAUGCCAAAGCUUCACGCGUAUGAUGACUAUGAUGAAUGCUUGGACGCGUACGAUACCCAGGAGCCGGUGUAUUGCGUAGCCCGUUCAAUCAUCAAGCCAGAAAACCAAUCGGAACUUUGGAGAUUCAUCAAGGAUUUCUCAAGCGACACCUACAGGCACUUCCGUCAUGAUCAUUUAGACCGAGGGUUAUGUGUUGAAGGCUGUCGUCGGCUAGUCUCUCAACUUGACAACGAAACAGCAAACCAGCUGUACGUGGAGAAGUUUGACAUAGACUUUCCGUACAUAAUAAGCGCCGAAACAUUCGAGAAUGUGCACCAAGAUCAGGUACACUAUGGGCGGCUCAUCAAUAUCUGCGAAAAUUACAUCCUCAGGAAGGUUUACAAUCUGACGGCUUACACCGAAAUUGAGUACUGCACUCGACCUGUGCAACAGCUCAACGUGGAUUUGUUGGAUAUGAGUUUCGUUGGCAUUUCAAUGCUACUAGUUUUCCUUGUGAUUGCUUCCAGUUUGCUUGACUAUAAGCUGAAGAGCAAAGACGCGAAGAAUGACCAUUACAAAAACAACAUAGCGAGCGACAGAACCAUGCUGCUCACGUCAUUUUCACUGAAACGAAACUGGUAUCGGCUGACAAGUCGCUCCAAGGACCAACUCAACGAGGACUUGCGUUUCUUCCAGACGUUCCGUUUUUUCACCUUCUGCCUGGUCGUGGUGGGUCACUGCUCCGACAUGUUCUCGGUGACGCCCAUCAGCAAUACGUUCGACCGGGAGAAGGAAUACUACAGCGCGGAAGGGUUAGCCGUUAUCAAUGGCUCACAGAUUGUGCAAACGUUCUUCGAAAUGAGUGGCUUCCUGCUGAGCAUACACUUCUUCACCACUCGCUCUCGGAUGAAGAAGAUCGAGUGGACGGCUGUGCUGGCCGUUUUAGUUUAUCGAUAUAUAAGACUAACCCCGGCUUACGCCUACGUGAUGCUUCUCCACUCAACUUGGCUUCCGAAGUUUCAAGACGGUCCGCUGUGGAAUCGAGGAGCACAAACAGAGAAAUAUUUCUGCAGACAAAAUUGGUGGACCAAUUUGCUGUACGUGAACAAUUAUGUUAAUUCAGAUAAACCGUGUCUCCAACAAGCGUGGUAUCUUGCCUGUGACUUCCAGUUAUUCGCAUUAGGAAUGAUUGCCGUUGUGGCUGUCGCAAAGUACCCUAAGCUGAGAAAUGCGCUGUAUUCCACAAUAAUGGCACUGGCCUAUAUUAUUCCAGCACUCAUAAUAUAUUUCGGAGGAUUCGAUGGUGCAUUUAUUAACCGCCUACAAGAUGAACGCUUCAUUUACUGGUACGAUCGAAUGUACCAUAUGGUAUAUAUUCCUUUCCAUACCAAUAUGGGAUGUUAUUUUGGAGGCAUCAUCCUCGGUACGAUCUAUUACAAGCAACGGAAAAAUUACCAUAAAGGCAAUCGAUCAUGGUUUCUUCAGCUGUUGUGGUACUGUACCGUGCCCGUUGGUUUCCUGUGCUUGAUGAGCAACAUGAUCUUCUACCAGUACAACUUCGAAAAACCAUCAAUAUGGAUGGCCAUAUUCUACCCCGUGAUGAAAAACAUGUGGAUCUUCCUCGGAACUAUAACACUGUAUGGGGUGAUAUACCAGUACAAUAAGGUGAUCAACGGGUUCCUCAACUUUUCCAUUUUUGUGCCGCUCGGAAGGUUGACAUACUGUGCGUACGUCUGUCACGUGUUCAUGCUGAAGAAUGUAUUUUUCGGGACGAGAGAAAUUGGCUACUUCAGCAAGAUGUCGUUGCUUUCCAAGGCAAUACCAGUGGUGGUUUUUUCAUACAUUUUAGCACUGAUAUUAGCAUUACUGCUAGAAUUCCCAGCAACAGCAGUUCAGAAACAUUUGUUCGCUAAGAAAAUCGAGGAAGUAACGAUAGAUCCCAAAGCUACUUAUACCGAGAACAACAAUGUGAUUAAAGAGAAGGAAACUUCCCGGGUGUAAAACGAAUCGAGGCUCAAUCGGCUCAGGUGAUAACUGUUCGAUAGACUGCGAUACAAAAAAAAAUCGAGCCCGACAUGACAAUAACCCAUGGAAAACAUCUGUGGACAACUUGGGACUCUCAAGAGCUCAACAACAUACGAUGAAAAGUGCCUCCUCGAUGGACAUAAGUUUCGUUUCCUCGAUUUAUUUAUUUGACAAUAUAAUAUAUAAUUCGAGUACGGUGUUCAGCAUUAAGCUAUAGCUAAUGGUAGGUACAGCACGACCUUUUUCAUGUAACUAAGACUAAUUCAUGAUCGAAUCUCUUCAUUGUGUUUGUAACAUCAUUAGGACCAAGUGAUAUGUUUGAUUGUUUGAGAACAACAAACAUAAUUUGAUAGUUUUUCUAAACAGUUACAUUCGCGAGACCAAUAAAAUGAAAUCGAUUUACUAUUUUAUCAGAUCAGAUCUACUUAAAAUAAAACAUUGGCUAGUCCAAAUAAUCCUCAAUAACGUGAUCAUUGUAUUUGGGUGUUCUAAUUAUCAUUACAAAGAACCUAAUUGCUAAGAGCAUUUGAGUUAGGAUGUAAGAUAAUAGAUUAAGUUAAAGUACAGUUUUAUGAGUUACUGAAAACUGGAAAUAAACUUGAAUGAAUCAUAAA
Molecule: messenger RNA, 2897 nt
Organism: Toxorhynchites rutilus septentrionalis
Lineage: Eukaryota; Metazoa; Arthropoda; Insecta; Diptera; Culicidae
Product: nose resistant to fluoxetine protein 6-like
Exons: 12
Coding region: 169-2259 (696 amino acids)
Molecular function (GO): acyltransferase activity, transferring groups other than amino-acyl groups
Source: RefSeq, a predicted model, not a curated record